Chelmon rostratus (copperband butterflyfish) is the source of this 1632-nucleotide messenger RNA. RefSeq names its product SREK1-interacting protein 1 (gene srek1ip1). The transcript has 5 exons. The record is from RefSeq and is a predicted model, not a curated record. NCBI's taxonomy places the organism in Eukaryota, Metazoa, Chordata, Actinopteri, Chaetodontiformes, Chaetodontidae. Gene Ontology annotation, molecular function: nucleic acid binding; zinc ion binding. Bases 99 to 641 code for a protein of 180 amino acids.
CGGCGGUAUUUUGAGUGAAGACUCGUGGAAAUUCAGGGUUGUCCGCGCGCCAACGUCUAUCAGUUUUGUACUUUUUCGGCUUUACUGUGGAAAGUACAAUGACUGAUCCAGGGCCUAAUAAGGACAACAUCAGAGCGGGGUGCAAGAAAUGUGGAUAUCCGGGCCACUUGACCUUUGAGUGCCGAAACUUUGUCAGAGUUGACCCCCAGAAAGACAUUGUUCUGGAUGUGAGCAGCACCAGCAGUGAGGAGAGUGAAGACGACAUAGCCACAGCUCAACGCAAUGAGAAGCUGGGGCGAAGUGGCCAGCAUCAGAGAGGUUCCUAUGAUGAUGACGAUAAUAGAAAAAAGAGGCACAAACAGAAAAAAGGCAGCAACAGAAUGUCAAGAAAGAGAUCUGCUUCAUCGUCGAGUGAUGAGAUCACAAAGAAGAAAAAGAAACACAGCCAGUCCUACUCUUCAUCUGACGAAGAGGAGAGGAAAAAGAAGAAGAAAAAGAAACUGAAAAGCCACAAGAAGAAAAGUAAAAAGAACAAAAGGGACCACGGGAAGAACCAUAAGAAGAAACAGAAGAAGAGGAAACAUGAAUCGUCUUCCUCCUCUUCCUCUUCCAGCUCCAGUGAAUCCUCAGACAGUGACUGACACAGCUGAAUGAUGCAGUGUCUGGAGGAACAACAUAUUUAUUCUGCAGUCCACCUAAAGUGUGUUUUGCAGACAUUGUCAUCUUGUCCCAUACAAGUUAUUACAUCACUGAGGAUUUCAAUGUUUCAGUGGUUCAAAAAAAAGAAACAGAUAAUAGAGUUUAACGCCAUCAUGACAGUGAAAAAAAAAAAUCUGGUUCUGGUUCUCUGAAGAGUUUUGGAGAACAUGCACAAAGCCUGGGAACAUGUUCUGAUAUAUUGUUUCUCACUGUUUAUUUUGUGCAGAGGAGUUUUAUGUGACACAUGGUGCAGUCUCUUGUCAUACGUGUUACUGGACAGGUCAGGGACAAAAACCUGAAUAUUUUUUAGCAAAAUUUGUUCCUUGUUAAUGUUUCCAGUGCUGUCCUUUUGUUUUUGUUUUCAUUUCUUAUACACACUUUGUUGCUCAAUGCUUCUCAUUAAGGUUGCACCCCAAAAAUUUGACAAUGCCAAACAUGAAUGUUAAACAUGAUUUGACUCCUUAAACGUUGACCAGAAAUAAUGGCUAAGAGUCACAAUGACUAAUGGCUGAUGAAUGAACAAGUAUUUACAAUCAGCCUGUUUGUCUGUUCUGAGCAGUCUGCAGCAGUUGAGCUAUUUGGUAAGAUCAGUAGACAAAAAAGAGUUAUAGUAUACAGUUUAGUAUAUAAUAGUGUAAAUGUUCAUACGGUAUCACAAUGAAACUCCUGGAGGUUCCUGGGAAGACAGUGCGGUUACAAGUAAUAUGGUUAUUGUCAAAGAAUGAAUUUGAUUGUUUAAGCACACAGACCUCAUUGAAAACCGUAUGAACAUUUUAAGAGCUUCUCUCAAAAUGUGUGUUAACUGUCAUUAACUGAGUCUCUUCAUACAGCUUUGUUUAUUACCUCUGCACAUUUUAUCUUUGCUUCAGUCUGUCUUUUUUGGUCCUGCAAGAAGUUCUUUGAUUGCAAUAAAAUAUAUAUAUUUGUAUCAAA